GAGAAGGGAGGAGGGAGCGUGGAGCCCCGGCGCCGUGGCCGGCUCGGCCUGCCCUUUGUGCCCGCAGCCCGCGCCCCGCGCGGAUGGCCGCCGUGCCGGGCUCCCCGGCGGCGCGCGCCCGCCCGCGGACCUGACCCCGCGCGCCUGGGAUGCGCCGGGAAUGCGCGUCCUCCGGGCCUGCGGCUCCUCCCGGCCGGGCGCGGGGCGAUGGAGCUGAGCAUGAAGAAGUUCACGGUGCGCAGGUUCUUCUCCGUGUACCUGCGCAGGAAGUCGCGCUCCAAGAGCUCCAGCCUCAGCCGACUCGAGGAGGAAGGCACCGUCAAGGAAAUUGACAUCAGCCACCAUGUGAAGGAAGGGUUUGAAAAGGCCGACCCUUCCCAGUUUGAACUGCUGAAGGUCCUAGGACAAGGAUCCUACGGAAAGGUGUUCCUGGUGAGGAAGGCCAAGGGGUCCGACGCGGGACAGCUCUACGCAAUGAAAGUCCUCAAGAAAGCCACCUUGAAAGUUCGUGACCGAGUCCGAUCGAAGAUGGAGAGAGACAUUCUGGCAGAAGUGAAUCACCCUUUCAUUGUAAAGCUUCAUUAAGCCUUUCAGACAGAAGGAAAGCUCUACCUGAUACUGGACUUCCUGCGAGGAGGUGACCUCUUCAGCCGACUCUCGAAAGAGGUGAUGUUCACGGAGGAGGACGUCAAGUUCUACCUGGCUGAGCUGGCCUUGGCCUUAGACCACCUGCACGGCCUGGGGAUCAUCUACAGGGACCUGAAGCCCGAGAACAUCCUGCUGGACGAAGAGGGACACAUUAAGAUCACAGACUUCGGGCUGAGCAAGGAGGCCAUCGACCACGACAAGAGGGCUUACUCCUUCUGCGGGACCAUAGAGUACAUGGCGCCCGAGGUGGUGAACCGGCGGGGACACACGCAGAGCGCCGACUGGUGGUCCUUCGGCGUGCUCAUGUUUGAGAUGCUCACAGGAUCUCUGCCGUUCCAGGGGAAGGACAGGAAGGAGACCAUGGCCCUCAUCCUCAAAGCCAAGCUGGGCAUGCCGCAGUUCCUCAGCGUGGAAGCCCAGAGCCUGCUGAGAGCCCUCUUCAAACGGAACCCGUGCAACCGUCUGGGUGCUGGCCUCGACGGGGUGAAGGAGAUCAAGCGGCAUCCCUUCUUCGUGACCAUAGACUGGAAUAAGCUGUACAGGAAGGAGAUCAAGCCGCCAUUCAAGCCCGCGGUGGGCAGGCCUGAGGACACAUUCCACUUCGACCCCGAGUUCACCGCCCGGACGCCCACAGAUUCACCCGGCAUUCCCCCCAGCGCCAACGCACAUCAUCUGUUUCGAGGAUUCAGCUUUGUAGCCUCAAGUCUGGUCCAGGAGCCCUCGCCGCAGGAUCUUCUGCACAAAGCCACGGUCCACCCCAUCGUGCAGCAGUUACACGGGAACAACUUACACUUCACCGACGGCUACGACAUCAAGGAGGACAUUGGCGUGGGCUCCUACUCCGUGUGCAAGCGGUGUGUGCAUAAAGCGACUGAGGCAGAGUAUGCCGUGAAGAUCAUCGACAAGAGUAAGAGAGACCCCUCGGAAGAGAUCGAGAUUCUCCUGAGAUACGGACAGCAUCCGAACAUCAUCACGCUCAAAGACGUCUACGACGACGGCAAGUUCGUGUACCUGGUAACGGAGCUGAUGCGCGGCGGGGAGCUCCUGGACCGCAUCCUGCGGCAGCGGUGCUUCUCGGAGCGGGAGGCCAGCGACGUGCUGUGGACCCUCACCAAGACCAUGGACUACCUGCACUCCCAGGGGGUCGUUCACCGAGACCUGAAGCCGAGUAACAUACUGUAUAUGGAUGAGUCCGGAAACCCUGAGUCCAUCCGAAUCUGUGACUUCGGGUUCGCCAAGCAACUUCGGGCAGAGAACGGGCUGCUGAUGACGCCGUGCUACACAGCAAACUUCGUGGCCCCGGAGGUCCUGAAGCGACAAGGCUAUGAUGCGGCGUGUGACAUCUGGAGCCUGGGGACCCUGCUGUACACCAUGCUGGCGGGAUUUACCCCUUUUGCAAACGGGCCCGAUGAUACUCCUGAGGAGAUUCUGACGAGGAUCGGAAGUGGGAAGUAUGCCCUUUCUGGGGGGAACUGGGACUCCAUCUCCGAUGCGGCAAAGGACGUCGUAUCCAAGAUGCUGCACGUGGACCCUCACCAGCGCCUGACGGCAGUUCAAGUUCUAAAACACCCAUGGGUCGUGAACAGAGAGUACCUGUCCCAAAACCAGCUCAGCCGACAGGACGUCCACUUGGUGAAGGGAGCCAUGGCCGCCACCUACCUUGCCCUGAACAGAACUCCGCAGGCCCCGCGGCUGGAGCCGGUGCUGUCGUCCAGCCUGGCUCAGCGCAGGGGCAUGAAGAGACUCACGUCCACGAGGCUGUAGCGCUCGGCCCACUCCCGUCACGGGCGCUGCCGGAGUGACCCCAGCCCGGCCCCGGGGCCCGGGCGCCUCGGCGCAUUCCACGUCCUCUCGUUCAGCCUGGAUCGGAUCCGGACCCAUGGCCUCCCCAGCCUCACCGCGCCAGCCUCCCGCCUCCUUGCCCCGAGCAAAGCCAGACGGACGCAUUUCACCCACCGCUCACCGCCCUGCUGAACGCCUGUAGGGCUUUUACGAUCACGGCUUAUAUUUAUAGAGAGAGAUAUUUUUUUUUUCCAAUUAUAGAGCCAGUGACUUGGCCGGAUCCCGACGCCUGCGUCCUCGUUAUUAGCGCGAGAGGGCGCACUGGCUGCUUCCCCUGUCGCCAGAAGGAUGGGUCAGCACGUGGCACCCAGGACUAGGCGCCGGGUCCCCUCCAGAUGAUCCAAAGAGCCCCCAUCCCAUCGCCCCCUCGUUUCUGACUGAGGUGCUGGGCGACCUCUCGGGGUCGCAGACCCGAAUUGGGGAGAGCCUGGCCCAGAACCGGCGAGCGGUGUCUGCCUUGGAGGCCUCUUUUCACGAGAACAGCACGUGUCCCUGGGGAGGAGCCAGCUACAGCCUGAGCCCCCCCACACCGGCCUGUGUCCUUGUCCCCCCAGGGCUGGCUGGCCGGCCGGGGCUGCAGGGCUGGGGUCCACGCUCCCACCCAGAGCUUUGGAGAGGGAGCUCUGGGCCCGACGGCUGGCGGCGGCCCUCCACCAGCCCCCCGUGCUCUCCCAAAGCAGUGGUUCCUCUGCGUCUGUUUUUCCCUUUCUGGGCCACGGGAGACCCCUGCCCCGCUCCCCGAGCACUGGCAGCCCUGAGCUCUAGGGAGGAGGCUGGGAGGGCACCGGGGGUGCCCGGCUGGUGGGGGGCAGCCAUGCACUUUGUGGAAGCCGUGAUUUUGUGUUGCGUCUGUGUUUCCAUUCUUCAGUGACAUUUACUGUUCCCCUUGGGUGCGUGUGCACAGGGGCGGGCGGGGAGGGGAGUUGAGCGCAGGGCUGAGCACUGUGUGCGUUUCUUGUCAGUAAAACAGGACAGGCUGGGCGCCACCGCCCAGGCCGCAGGGGAGAGUGUGUGCCCCUGGGCCGGCCCGGGACUCCCCGGGGUCCCCGCGGGGUCGGGGGGCCGGGUCCUCAGCCGGGUCUCACGCAGAAGGCGGAUUUCCUGGUUCCCUUCACCCCCCAUCUCAGCUGGCUACGCAAGAGCCCGUGCUGCGUUCUGGACGCGACCACUUACCUUGGUCCAAUUGUUUUCACACCUUCCCGUGUAAAGGUGUUGCAGAAGCUUCCAUUAUUCCGUGAGCCCUUCUUUCCCUCCGAAACCACAUGACGCGCAGGGCGGGGACAGGCUCACCUACGUGAGCCUCAUUAGACAUCUGUCCUGUUUUCCCAGUAGGAAACGCUCUUCCCCCAAGGCUAAAAAGACUUGACCCACAAUAGUUUCGUUUCAGGUCUGAAUCAUGUUAUUGAUUAUUAGGAACUUAGGAAAAACCUUUAGGUCGCAGGGCUGCCCUCCAGGAAGGGACAGAGUCAUCACGCCUCCUGUCUGCUGCACGAGGUUUGCGGCUCGCUGGUCCGCUCGCUGGGAGUCGCGUGAUGGAUGCGGCCCGAGGGGGAGCGGGAGGGGGGGCCGCUCCUGCGCCUCCUCCCUCUCAGGGCCGCCAUGCACACGGCCCCCCGUCCUCACUGAGGGCCGCAGAGGGACCCGGGUUCACCCCGCCCAGGCUGUGCCCCGAGCAGACAGCGGAUGGGCGCCUGCCCUGUUCAGCUGCUACCUGAAUGGCUGCCACGUGCCUCUGCUCGCUCAGCUUGUCCAGAACAAGGCGGCACUUGAACCCUCGGGCCGAAAGUCAGCCUGGAGGAGUCAACGUGAUAUUUUCAACUUCACUUCCGAGCCUUGUGUCAACAGCCAGCGGCUGUGGUUUACAAGCGGCAGUCGUACCUGAAGGAAGGUAUUUGAUCUCGUGUCCCCUGUGCGGUUCGCCCCCCGCCCAUAACGGCGGCUCCGCGGGCUUCGCACAGGAGGUGAGAUCGCACAGAACGAAACAGCCGCCCCCCCCGCCCCCGGAAUGUAGAGUCCUAGCCUCUCUGGAUCUCAAAACCACAGACUUUGUCGUCAGAAAACCUCGCCGGCCGCCGCGGCCCUGCCCGCUGCGGUUUCCUCCCACCUGGAGGCCCCCCCCCAUUUGACAGAAACACCUGACUCACCCCCCUCACCUCCACCACCCACCCACUGCAAGGCCUCCGCCAGAUGCCACCCCUAAGACAAAUUCGGGCAAGAGUGAGAUGUCCCCUGCAUCCUUGGGUCAGAUUGUCCGUGACCUUAAUCUCACUCUGUGUGUGUGUGUGUGUGUGUGUGUGUGUGUGUGUGUGUCUGCUUGGAGGAGGGUCCAGCGUUGGAAGUCAUAACAGUACUUCAUGUCGGCCAGUGUUGUUCAUUAAAUGGUGUUCUUCCCAAAGCCGCACGUCGGGAUUUUUGCCUCGCGCCUCAUGGGGUCCCUCCAGCACACGGUGACCUGAGCUGCACUCGGUCUUUCGCUCCAAGCGGCUCUGUUGCCCUUCACCUCUGCAAGAGUCCUUAAAGUUCCAGAACAGAAGGGCGCCGCAGGUCCCCGCGGCGAGGAGCAGGUGGCUUCGCAGAGCCCGGGGUCACCGGAGGACAGGAGCACGCUCCCCACCCCACCCCCGACUCGGCACUUUGUUUACAAGCCCGGAGGGUGUGUACAGGCCAUUCUCAUGUUCACGCUUUGUACUUUUACGUUUGAGACGGGCGGCCACUCUACAGAUAUUUAUUACGCUUUCCAGACUUUCUGAAUAGAUUUUUUUGAAUAAACAUGAGUUUUAUGAA
Hyaena hyaena (striped hyena) is the source of this 5274-nucleotide messenger RNA. It is a transcript of the gene RPS6KA2, whose product is annotated as ribosomal protein S6 kinase A2. Lineage: Eukaryota; Metazoa; Chordata; Mammalia; Carnivora; Hyaenidae. Gene Ontology annotation, biological process: intracellular signal transduction; protein phosphorylation. The record is from RefSeq and is a predicted model, not a curated record. The transcript has 21 exons. Gene Ontology annotation, molecular function: magnesium ion binding; ATP binding; ribosomal protein S6 kinase activity.